Molecule: messenger RNA, 3676 nt
Organism: Aaosphaeria arxii CBS 175.79
Lineage: Eukaryota; Fungi; Ascomycota; Dothideomycetes; Pleosporales
Product: PAB-dependent poly(A)-specific ribonuclease subunit PAN2
Exons: 7
Coding region: 128-3535 (1135 amino acids)
Biological process (GO): nuclear-transcribed mRNA poly(A) tail shortening; mRNA processing
Cellular component (GO): P-body; PAN complex
Molecular function (GO): nucleic acid binding; poly(A)-specific ribonuclease activity; protein binding
Source: RefSeq, a predicted model, not a curated record
CGCAACCUCCAGUUCCACCACCCCCAAGCUCACAAUGCAGAUAUCCCUCUGAAAGCAAUGCGGAUAGUGUUCAAGGCAUGCCGACGCCUCCUGGUAAUAGCGAUCAACAGCUGAAACCGCCCCAAGCAUGGAGGCAGACUGGGACGAGCUUGCGUUCGUCCAACUGCCACCUCCCAAUCCCCACCACUCCGCGACACAAGUAACCGCCUUCGCUUUCGAUACCUCACAGGAACUAUUGUGGACCGGCAAUGACUUUGGCCGAGUCACCUCUUUCUAUGGCCCUGGACUAGAACGCUAUACAUCCUACCGUGGCCAUGCGCCAACCGAAGGUGCCAUCAAGCAGUUUCUCUUCACCGAAAAAGGAGUCCUUUCGCUUUCUAAACACAGCCUACAUUACUCAAUUCGAAGAGGCCUGACGCAGUGGCAUCUGGUCAAUAACGACUUCAAAGACCUGAAAUGUAUGAAUUUUACAUCCAAGGGAACGAGAGAGAUCUUGGUAGCAGGAUGCCAGGAAAACAUGUUCAAGAUCGACGUGGAGAAGGGGACAAUAACGGAUACGCUCGUGGGCGAUGCGCAAUAUACCAUAAUGAAAAGGGCUGGCCAGUACAUUUGCGCCGCUACUUUGAACGGAUCUAUACAUAUUCUUGACUCCGGUAGCUUGACUGUCAUUAAGGUCUUUGAAGGACAUAUUGGCAGUAUCAAUGACAUGGAUGCCAAAGGCGAUUUUCUUGCAACAUGCGGCUGGUCGCCCAGACAGCAGUAUGGCUUUAUGCUGGAUCCAUUUACCAAUGUUUUUUCAUUGAAGACUCUGAAACAGCUGCCACCAAUACCUUUCCAUACGGGCGCCGCUUUUGUUCGAAUGCAUCCUCGAAUGUCCACAACAGCCAUCAUCUCGUCUCAAAACGGUCAGAUACAAGUAAUAGACAUCAUGAACUCCGACUCUGCGAAUCUGCGACAAUUGAAUCUAUACGAUUCCUAUUUGACUGGAUUCGAAGUUGCACCUUCAGGCGAAGCUUUUGCCUUGUCAGACACAAGCUUCAACAUUCGCCUCUGGGGGUCGCCUUCAAAGGUUCAUUUUCCGGAGUACAGCAAUCCCACUGAAUUCGCCGACCCCGCCAUACCCCCUCCCUCCAUGGACUGGUCACUUGACACGCCUCUAAGCACCAUCGGGAUGCCCUAUUAUAAGGAGCAUUUGUUGUCAGGCUGGCCAAGCCACAUGGUCUUUGAAGUUGGUGCGCCCAGUCCAAAGAUUGACAACACAAUCUUAAAUAAUAUGACACGUACGGAGAUGGGUUUCUUUGCUAAAAAUCCCCGUUCUAAACGACGAUAUCAAGUCGAGGACACCCGCCAGGCGGACCGUGGCAAUGAGUCAUUGAGUGCGCCAAAAUUUCUAAGUGAGAAGGCUCGGGCAGCACAAUCCUCAAAUGAUGUGGAAUCAAAGACGGCUGAAACCAUGGAGACCCUCACUGACAUGCAUCUUGACGAUGUUACCCGCAAGGAAGUUCCUGCAAUGUAUGGGAACGUCGAGAUCAAAUACAGCAAAUUUGGCGUAGAUGAUUUCGAUUUUGCUUAUUACAAUCAAACAUCCUACUCUGGUUUGGAGACACACAUCGCAAACUCCUACGCGAACCCACUUCUGCAGUUAUGCAGAUUCACGCCCAUGAUUCGAAACCUUGCCCUGCGACAUACGGCAUCACCAUGCCUGUUUGAGACUUGCCUCCUCUGUGAACUUGGCUUUCUCAUUGAUAUGCUCGAGAAAGCUUCCGGCUUGAACUGUCAAGCAUCGAAUUUCCUCAAGACCUUCAGUGGCCUAUCGACUGCAGCAUCUCUCAACCUCCUCGAGGAGUUCGCGCCCAAUGUGGCCCUCACGAACCUCAUUCAAAAUUUCAACAGAUUCCUGCUGGAGAAGAUAUCCGAGGAGUUUCGCCGUUUGAUGCCCAACCCUAGUGGUCCGACAUUGAUGGACCAGGUACUAGAAACCCAGGCUAGGGCCAGUAUGCGAUGCGCCCAGUGUGCCAACGAGACCGUCAGAGGAGGCAAGACCUUUGUAAACGAGUUGGUGUAUCCGGCAAAGCAUGUCUUGAAGAGUUCACGUGGUCCGCGACCGACUUUCUCGCAGAUAUUGAAAGCAAGUGUUGAACGACAAGAUCAGACCAGAGGCUGGUGCAACAAAUGCAACCGAUACCAACAGAUGGUGCAGAGAAAAACUAUUCACUCGAUUCCGGGGGUUCUCAUGCUAAACGCUGCUAUCCAAGGUCAAGAAGCUAAGGUGUUAUGGUCCAUCCCGAAUUGGCUACCGCAGGAGAUAGGCAUCAUUGUCGAUCAAGGCCAAUUCUAUUGUUUCGAGGGCCAAGACCUCAAGCUGCAUUUACAGCGUGGUGUCUUCAACAUCAUGGUGUACGAACUCGUAGGCGUGGUUGCAGACAUCAACAGUGGAGAACAUCAGAAGCCCCAUUUGGUAGCGACUAUUAACACCGCACCGUCUUCCAGAGAAGGAACCACAGAAGAUAAGUGGCAUCUGUUCAACGACUUCUUAGUCCGGCAAAUACCAAAGGAGGAAGCUCUUCGCUUUGAUCCUAGUUGGAAGUUGCCAUCGGUGCUCACAUUCCAACUGAAGGCUGCACGGCACUCCAUAGAUGACACAUGGAAGGACAACCUCGACACGCAAAUCCUGUAUCGAUGGUGGUCGUCUAACCCCGAACCACCGGAUUCGAAAUUCAAGCUGCUGGAUUCCGCGACCGAGGUUCCGGAGCCUGGCUACCCUGUGGCGAUUGAUGCUGAGUUUAUUCGGCUUCAGUCCGAGGAGAUCGAGAUGAAGGCCGAUGGCACCCGUGAGACGAUUCGCCCGGAUCGUAAAGGACUCGCUCGUGUCUCUGUCUGCCGAGGGUUAGGCGAGUCUGCGGGCCUACCUUUCAUCGAUGACUAUAUCGCAGUCGCAGAGCCUGUUGUUGACUAUCUCACAGCAUGGUCAGGUAUCUCGCCCGGCGAUCUUGACCGCAACACUUCGCCGCAUGCUCUUGUCAGUCUCAAGCAUGCGUACAAGAAGCUCUGGUUACUGCUUAACCUAGGAUGCGUAUUUGUCGGACACAGUCUCGCCAAUGAUUUCCGAACAAUCAACAUCCACGUUCCGAAGAAACAAGUUGUUGAUACGGUGGACCUUUUCUUCAAGCCAUCCCUCCAUCGCAAACUUAAUCUUAAGUUCCUUGCUUGGUGUGUUCUUAAGGAGAGCAUCCAGCAGGACACUCAUGACUCUAUCGAGGACGCAACAACAGCCCUCAAACUGUGGCGCAAGUACGAAGAGUUUGUAGAUGCAGGUGUACUAGAGCCAAUGCUUAACGACAUCUAUGCCACCGGUAGAGAAUAUGGGUUCAGAGCUCCAGGAAGUGGAAAUGGCAAAGAUAAGACACCAAGCGCUGCAAGUGGUACUGGAAGAGACACACCUGAGCCUGGGUCGGCAGAGCGAGUAGCUCCAGUAACGCCAGCUAGGAAGGCAAAUACCUUUGGCCGCGUAGGGUUUAGGAGUCCGAUGCAGUGAUUUCAAUUGCUCUGUGGGCUAAAGAAGGUUGGGGCUACCUUGAUGAGGGUGAGAAACAUUUUGGUGUUGGGAGAUAUGAUGGUAUGAUAGAAAUUCUUCAGAAAACUUAUUGUUGACAUAAAUCAUGAAUGAUCAGUACCU